UAUUUUCUUACUAGAAUGAAGAAUCUGCCAUAUGGAUGGUGCCUUUGUUAUUUAUCUAGUGUCUCUCUGCUUCUUUUUGUAGGAGAAGAAUGUCCAACAGAUGGAACUGCCUUUAUUUUUGGAUCCGAAAUUAGGUCAAAUCCUAAAUCUGCACGUCAGCAUAUAGGUUACUGCCCACAGUUUGAUGCUCUUUUUGAGUUUCUCUCUGCCCGUGAACAUCUUCAAUUUUAUGCAAAAAUAAAGUGUGUUCCCGAGAAUAGAAUAAAUAAUGUUGUUAAUGAAAAGUUGGUGGAGUUCGAUUUGUGGAACCAUGCGGAUAAGCCAUCAUGUACUUUAAGCGGUGGUAACAAAAGAAAACUCUCUGUUGCUAUUGCAAUGAUUGGUGACCCGCCAAUUGUGAUCCUUGAUGAGCCAUCUACAGGCAUGGAUCCUAUAGCUAAGAGGUUUUUGUGGGAUGUCAUAUCUAAUUUAUCAACCAGACGGGGAAAGACAGCCGUCAUACUCACAACGCAUAGCAUGAAUGAGGCUCAGGCGCUCUGCACAAGGAUAGGAAUCAUGGUUGAUGGAAAACUCCGAUGCAUUGGGAGUCCACAGCAUCUAAAAUCGCGCUAUGGAAAUCACCUUGAGCUAGAGGUAAAACCCACUGAUGUUGGUACACUCGAGGUAGAUGACUUGUGCAGAAGUAUUCAAGAAAUACUUCUUGAUUUUCCAAAUAAUAGUAGGAGUAUUCUUGGUGACCUUGAAACUUGCAUUGUUGGGAGUAGUUCAGUUUCUUCGAAGAGUGUAGCAGAGAUUUCUUUGACAAGGGACAUGAUAAUUUUAAUUGCACGCAUGUUUGGAAAUGAAGAAUCAAUUAAGACUAUAAUAUCAUCUAACCCUGUUUCUGACGGAGUGUUUGGUGAACAGUUGUCAGAGCAGCUACUUCGGGAUGGUACUGUUUUCAAUUCAUUCUCUCCAAUGUAGACUUUUAAAACUUUC
Messenger RNA from Dendrobium catenatum, 978 nucleotides. Its product is annotated as ABC transporter A family member 1-like. Bases 16 to 963 code for a protein of 315 amino acids. The transcript is spliced from 6 exons. Lineage: Eukaryota; Viridiplantae; Streptophyta; Magnoliopsida; Asparagales; Orchidaceae. Gene Ontology annotation, biological process: transmembrane transport; lipid transport. Gene Ontology annotation, cellular component: intracellular membrane-bounded organelle; membrane. The record is from RefSeq and is a predicted model, not a curated record. Gene Ontology annotation, molecular function: ATP hydrolysis activity; lipid carrier activity; ATP binding.